UGCUGGAGAUCCCAGGUUCUGGCAAAUUAGUCAGAAGCAACCUCCCCGGGUCCCUCGGGUCCUUCUCGGCGCACCCCACGAGGCCCGGAGCGCCGCAGGGGGUGCGCCCCGGGCGCAGCAGCCGCGGCUGGGAGGGUGCGCUAGCAGACCGCGAUCGCAGCGAGCGCCGGUGAUUGGCAGCCCGCCGCCUCAGCCGCGGCGCCCUCCCGCCCCAGGUCGAAGUUCUGUCCCCGCCCGCUCCCGGGCCACCGCCUCCUGGUUAUCCGCCUCCGUCCACCCCAGGAGGCUGCAGGCAGCCAGCGGGUGCGCCGGGUGGGACCAUGAAGGUGGAGUUCGCGCCGCUCAACAUCCCGCUGGCGCGGAGGCUGCAGACCGCGGCGGUGCUGCAGUGGGUCCUGUCGUUCCUGGUGCUCGCACAGGUGUGUGUUGCAAUCAUUGUGAUACUGAUCAUACACAACUACUGGUUCCUUUAUGUCCCAUAUUUGACCUGGCUUUAUUUUGACUGGCGUACCCCAGAGCAAGGAGGCAGGAGAUCCAACUGGGUCCGAAACUGGACUGUUUGGAGGUACUUUAACGACUAUUUUCCAAUUCAUCUCGUCAAAACCCAGGACUUGGAUCCAGGUCACAACUAUAUAUUUGGGUUUCACCCCCAUGGAGUACUUGUGGCUGGAGCCUUUGGAAAUUUUUGUACAAAUUACUCGGACUUCAAAGAGCUGUUUCCCGGCUUCACUGCAUACCUCCACGUGCUCCCAUUCUGGUUCCGGUGCCCACUCUUCCGAGAGUAUCUGAUGAGCAGUGGGCCAGUUUCAGUGUCUAAGAAGAGCGUGUCCCAUGUGUUGAGCAAGGAGGGAGGUGGGAACAUUUCUGUCAUUGUCCUUGGGGGUGCAGAGGAAGCACUGGAUGCUCACCCAGGAAAAUCCACGCUGUUCAUCCGCCAGCGCAAAGGAUUUGUUAAAAUUGCCUUGACUCAUGGGGCCAGUUUGGUCCCAGUAUUUUCUUUUGGUGAAAAUGAACUUUUCAAACAAAUUAACAACCCUGAAGGCUCGUGGCUUCGAACUGUACAAGAGAGACUGCAGAAGAUAAUGGGGUUCACCUUGCCACUGUUCCAUGCCAGAGGAAUUUUCCAGUAUAAUUUUGGCCUAAUGCCCUAUCGGAAACCGAUCCAUACUGUUGUUGGCCGCCCCAUCCCUGUCAGUCAGACUCUACAUCCGACCCCAGGGCAGAUCGAGGAGCUGCAUCAGACCUACAUGGAGGAGCUGAGGAAACUGUUUGAGGAGCACAGAGGGAAGUAUGGGGUUCCAGAGAAUGAAAGUCUCAUUUUUAAGUGAUUGUCACGGAAGACAAAAGAACAUCAUCUUGAGAGAAUAAAUAUUUUAAAUGUUUA
Molecule: messenger RNA, 1384 nt
Organism: Nannospalax galili (Upper Galilee mountains blind mole rat)
Lineage: Eukaryota; Metazoa; Chordata; Mammalia; Rodentia; Spalacidae
Gene: Mogat1
Product: monoacylglycerol O-acyltransferase 1
Exons: 6
Coding region: 321-1328 (335 amino acids)
Biological process (GO): diacylglycerol biosynthetic process; triglyceride biosynthetic process
Cellular component (GO): endoplasmic reticulum membrane
Molecular function (GO): diacylglycerol O-acyltransferase activity
Source: RefSeq, a predicted model, not a curated record